AAUAGUCGUGGACUUCAUCUCUCACCGACUCAGAGUGCCGCCAUGGCAUUUACGCGGAAGUCAAUGGCCUGCUACCCCGUCAUGAUUGAUGGCAAGAUUAUACCUUCGGUAACCCACUAUAAGUUUCUCGGAGUCACCAUCGACCGUGACUUAUCUUGGUCGAAACACAUCUCUGCAUUGAGAAAAAAGCUGGACAGCUUUGCACAAAUCAUUCGACAUAUGUCUGGAAAAUCGUGGGGGCCAUCCCAAUCAUCUCUUCUGCAGCUCUACCAGGCACUUUUUGUUGGAUACCUCUGCUACAGCGCACCUGUACUUUCUGGGAUUAGUUCAUCUGCCCUCCGCACACUUGAAGGCACUCAGGCUCGCGCACUAAGAAUUUGCCUAGGGCUACCACAAUGUACUUCCACAUGGCGCACUAUUGCAGAGGCAUGCGCAUGCCCAGCUCGAGUGUAUCUGCAACAUGAGCCAAUGCGAGUGCAUUUAAGGCUACUGACAAGGCAUAGGAAUCAUUCACUGACAAAUACCUCUUCCGCGGCAGCUUACACGGUGCCUCCAAAGGGGAUUACACAGCGGUUGAAGAUAGGACACAAAACAUCGUCUACAGCAGCUGAGUUGACCGGUAUUCGAGAAGCAGUCCGCUGCGUAGUACGACAAAACCUCGCUAACUGGACAGUGUUCUGCGACUCGAAACCGGCGCUGCUUACUGAGGCGUCUCAAUCCGGACAUACCAUUGCACUGCAGUGGAUUCCCAGCCACUGUGGAAUAGCCGGAAAUGAGCAGGUUGACGCGGAAGCAAAAAUGGCGCACACUGACGGGAAGAUUAUAAAACUUCCCUUUUGCCGUUACGACAUCAACGCCUUGCUACACAACUCCAUCAAAACGUCUAUGGAGCGACAAUGGGACAACCCCGAACAUCGACAAGAGCGCCUCUAUAGACUUGACGCCGGUUUGCGAUUCCGACUUCCACUUCGGAUGCGGAGAGGCCAGGAAACACUUAUCCAUCGAUUACGGCUUGGUGUGGCGUACACUCGCAAAUACCUUCACAAGAUUGGACGAGAACGGGACCCUGCUUGUAGCGUCUGUCACACUCCCGAGACAAUAGAACACAUACUUUGCGUGUGCCCUCAAUAUGCGACCGAGCGAAGGACACUAAAACGUAGCGUUGACUGUUUGAACUCCCGCCCCUUUUCGGAAGCCAAGGUUUUAGGCGGACGGAUACCCAGAGGCACACAACAAGUAGCCGAAGUUCCUGUCUACAAGUCGAGGAAACACUGA
Dermacentor silvarum is the source of this 1275-nucleotide messenger RNA. RefSeq lists its product as uncharacterized. The record is from RefSeq and is a predicted model, not a curated record. Gene Ontology annotation, molecular function: nucleic acid binding. The transcript is spliced from 4 exons. Lineage: Eukaryota; Metazoa; Arthropoda; Arachnida; Ixodida; Ixodidae. The annotation marks the transcript as partial.